Coprinopsis cinerea okayama7#130 is the source of this 780-nucleotide messenger RNA. RefSeq lists its product as hypothetical. Bases 1 to 780 code for a protein of 259 amino acids. Lineage: Eukaryota; Fungi; Basidiomycota; Agaricomycetes; Agaricales; Psathyrellaceae. The record is from RefSeq and is a predicted model, not a curated record. The transcript is spliced from 3 exons.
AUGCGUCCACGACUUGCUCUCGCUCUCGCUCUUGCGGCGCUUCCUGUCGUCUUCAGCGCGCCAACGACUAACUCUGAAAUAUUUGCGCAAGAUGCACGGGAUGCACAGAAGCUGAAUACCUCCUACCGAACCAUCAAGGCUGAUGACCCCUGCCCUAGCGGUGAAGCUGCUUGCGUCGAUAACGCUAUUGCUAGGUGUAUUAAGGGAAGGUGGGAUACUUCCCAAACAUGCGGACUCGAAGAGAAGUGCUUUGCAGUCCCUUCUCUUAAGAAUGGCCUGCUUCUUGCUUGCACGACCGAAUCCAAUGCUUUGAAAGCUUUCGAGGAAGCGAAUGUUGAAGGCGGGAUUUUUGGACCCGAAGACACGAACUCUACCGUCUCCUCCAGUCCGAGUGAAACACCUACCUCCCCUUGCCAUACUCCGAUUGUCGAAAAGACUACUACCGUUACUGUCGAAGAGAAGACUGUUACAGUUACUGCCCAGGCCACCGUCACAACGACCGUCCUCCCCCCUCUCGUCACCUCCCAAACCACAGUAACUAGCACCAUCCCACUACAAGAAGCUUCGAGUAUCCUCUCCAGUAUCCGCGCUACUUACACCGGUGUCGAACCUACCGCUUUCUCCAGCAUCGGCGUCAGCUCCGAAGCGGCGAGUUCAUCACCGACUGCUUCGCAAUCCAUCAUCUUACUCACUGCUGCACCUGCAAGUGCAACUGCCAGCGUCAGCGCCUCGGCGGUCCCUGCUGUGAAUUCAGUCAAGGGCCCUGGAUACGGUUACUGA